Molecule: messenger RNA, 3086 nt
Organism: Xyrauchen texanus (razorback sucker)
Lineage: Eukaryota; Metazoa; Chordata; Actinopteri; Cypriniformes; Catostomidae
Gene: ap4b1
Product: adaptor related protein complex 4 subunit beta 1
Exons: 11
Coding region: 149-2353 (734 amino acids)
Biological process (GO): vesicle-mediated transport; intracellular protein transport
Cellular component (GO): membrane coat; clathrin adaptor complex
Molecular function (GO): clathrin binding
Source: RefSeq, a predicted model, not a curated record
GCUUCAUGCGCCUUACUGACAUGUACACGCUGAUCAGCUGAUGCUUUCUAAUAUUAUUGUUUUAAUACUUUUUAAUGUCUUUCAGUAGAUAUUUAUAUGUUAUUUUACUGUUUAGGAAUUGACAAAGGAGAUAUUUGUGGAAGCCACAAUGCCUUAUUUUGGUUCAGAGGAGACGGUGAAGGAGCUGAAGAGAGCUCUGUCCAAUCCCAAUGUCCAAGCAGACCGCCUGCGAUACAAAAACUACAUCACCAAAGUCAUCAGGUAUAUGACACAGGGUCUGGAUGUCUCUGCUUUAUUUAUGGACAUGGUGAAAGCCAGUGCCACUGUUGAUAUUGUUCAGAAGAAGCUGGUGUAUCUAUACAUGUGCACUUAUGCCAGCGACAAGCCUGACCUGGCACUGCUGGCCAUUAACACUCUCCGUAAAGACUGCGCUGAUCCAAACCCCAUGGUUCGAGGGUUGGCCCUGAGAAACAUGUGCAACUUCAGGAUGCCUGGGAUAACAGAGUACAUAGAGCAGCCUAUUGUUGCCGGUCUACGUGAUAAGGCCAGUUAUGUAAGAAGAGUGGCUGUUCUUGGUUGUGCCAAAAUGCACAGUCUACAGCCCAACACAGAGAUAGAUGCCAAUCUAGUGAAUGAGCUGUAUGCUCUUCUGAGGGACCCGGAUCCUGUGGUUGUGGUGAAUUGCCUGCGUGCCCUGGAGGAAAUUCUCAAAGAUGAGGGCGGUGUGGUUAUUAACAAACCCAUCACUCAUCACCUUCUCAAUAGAAUGAAGGACUUGGACAGCUGGGCUCAGAGUGAAGUCCUGACCUUCUUACUACGCUACCGUCCUCGUAGCGAUGAUGAGUUGUUCGAUAUCCUUAGCAUACUGGACGGUUUUCUCCAAAGCACUCAGGCUCAUGUUGCAGUUGCUACGCUCCGCCUCUUCCUUCAUUUAGCCGCCGCCCACCCUGCAGUGCAGGCAGACGCCCUCCUGCACACCAGCGCUCCUCUGCUGGCCACAUGUGGUGCUGCAUCACGCGAACUUCGGUUUGCCGGGCUAUGUCAUGUACAGCAGGUCAUGCGAAGUCAGCCCGGUCUUUUUGGCACACACUACAAACGUUUCUUUUGUGGUUACUCUGAACCGAGUUACAUUAAAUUCUGCAAGAUGGCAAUCCAGGUGGAGCUGGUGAAUGAUGAAAACGUGGCUUGGGUUUUGGAAGAACUGAGGAGUUACUGCACCGAUGUGUCUCCUGAGCUUGCCCAGGCAGCCAUUGCCGCUAUAGGCCGUAUAGCACGGACAUACAGUGAGAAGUGUCUGGAUAUCUUGACUGGACUGCUCGCUUUGAAACAAGAUCACAUAACAUCAGCUGUCAUACAGACGUUCAGGGAUUUGGUGUGGUUCUGCCCUCAGAGUACAGUCUCUGUGUGUCAAACUGUGGAGGCCUGUGUUGACUCUCCUCAAGAUAGUGAGGGAAAACAAGCUCUUUUAUGGCUUCUGGGAGAGCAUGGUGAACUCAUCAGUAGUGCCCCCUAUGUACUGGAGGGAUACAUAGACGGGGUAAAGACUGAAAUGUCCUCAUCAGUGAAGAUGGAGCUGUUGACCGCUUCAGUAAAGAUGUUCCUCUGCCGUCCUGCUGAGACUCAAGACAUGCUGGGCCGUCUCUUGCAUUACUGUAUAGAGGAAGAGAGUGACAUGUGUGUGCGUGACCAGGCUCUGCUGUACUACAGACUUUUGCAGCAUGGGGUUGAAGAGACAAGAAAAGUUGUGACGGGACCCAAAUCUGAUCCGUCUAUGAGUGUUCUUACUGGUCAACAACAGGAGCCCAUCAGUGAGUGGGCCUCUGCCUUCAACACUCUUGGCCCGCUGACUGGACGUGAUUUAAGUCUACAAACUGUCAUUAUAUCAGCCUCUGACCAGCCAUUUAGCAAUACAGAAGAGGAGCUGUUGCCAGGAAGUAAAGACAGAAACAAAUCUAGCCCAAAUGGCUCUCAAGAGGAACUGAGUCUGUCUCUAGGUCCUUCUCUAUCCCAUGAGACUUUUGAGAGAAUGUGGCUGGAACUGGAGGUCCUUGACAGACAGACUCUGGGUUUCCCUCUGCCCAGAACUACUCCAGAUACUUUACAAGCUGCCUUACAGAUGAUGAAGAUCCAGACACUAGCCUUCACCCCAGGAGACAUCCAGCCUUGGAAGACUUACCUUUACACAAGGGGCGAUGGUACCCUAAUUCUCGCAGAACUGUUGCAGGGGGACGCGGACAGUGAAGGAAGCUUGGUGGUAUCUGUCAAACAGCAGCCUGCAAACCAACAUGCCAUUAGAGGAUUUGUGUCAAUACUCAAGAGCGUACUGCAGACUCUUAAUCCUGACAGUUUAUGAUGCAACUCUCAAAAUUAGGACCUUAAAAUUCUGUUUUUCUCUAAAGCCUUACCAUUUGGAGAAAAAUGGCCUAUUGUGCUGUGAUUAAACUGAAACAUGUCUAAUAGUGCAAAUGACUCCCCAAUAAAAUAGUAUUGUAAAACAAUUAAAUCUGGUCCACUCAUUUAAAUUGCCUGAUAUUGCUUAUAACAACACUGGGAUGCAUCACUGUUUGUAUCACUCCUCUUGUCUGUGUUUCAAGUGCUCAGUGCUGGGCAACACAAAAAUCGUGAUAAUUCUUUGACUACAGAAAUUAAAAUUAAAAGGCUUCCUUUAGUAGCACAUUACAGCAUCAGCUUCUUCUAAUAUAAGUUCAGCCACUGUAAUUGUGGCAAGUUGUUUUCUUUAGAAAGUAUGAGUGAACUCAUAAUAUUUCUUAACCGGCUUUCAAUACGUCACAAGGCUGUCAUGCAGAACUGCACAAUUGUGUUCCGGUAAUCUGGUGAGCUAUGCACAGAUAAGUUAACCUUUGAAAAUGUGUUGUGUUCUCAUCUAGCACUUGAAAAGCCAAUGAACUAGUUUUUCCACUCGAGCUCUGUUUGAAAUAUAUAAUUUUAUAUUUCAUCCUGCUGCUGAAAAAGUGUCACAGUCACAGUAUGUACAGUACAUGUAUUAUAUGCAUGUAUGUAUUUGUUGUUAUUAUUAAUGUAUUAAUACUUUUUUUUUAUUAAUAAGCUACUCAUUCUUUAAAACA